Messenger RNA from Varroa destructor (honeybee mite), 1406 nucleotides. It is a transcript of the gene Roe1, whose product is annotated as grpE protein homolog, mitochondrial Roe1. The record is from RefSeq and is a predicted model, not a curated record. Gene Ontology annotation, cellular component: PAM complex, Tim23 associated import motor. Gene Ontology annotation, molecular function: protein homodimerization activity; adenyl-nucleotide exchange factor activity; protein-folding chaperone binding. NCBI's taxonomy places the organism in Eukaryota, Metazoa, Arthropoda, Arachnida, Mesostigmata, Varroidae. Gene Ontology annotation, biological process: protein folding; protein import into mitochondrial matrix.
UCCACCUGAGUCUGCUGUGUAGCAGACGACGUUUAGUGUGCGCCAUACAGAAACAAUUCGAGUAGUUCACGCUGUCCGUUGCCAUUGACUUGUGGAACAACAUGGCGUCAAAUGUGACCAACAUGUGCGCGAUGAAUUUGUGCCGUUUUAUGCGACAAUUAAUCAUCCAGGGAGGUCGACAAGAUGCAAUCAGUCGCAUGUUCUCCACAACUCCACAUUUAGCCACUGAAAAACCGUUGGAAGGCGAAGCAACGGAAAAACCACCAGCCGUCGAUCCAGCCGAAUAUGAAAAGCUCAGACAGAGGACCGCGAAUUUGCUUCAAAACGUCAAGGAGCUUGAUGAUAAAUACAAGCGAUCUCUUGCCGAUUCGGAGAACUUACGGAUGCGUCUCACGAAGCAAAUCGAGGAUACGAAAGUUUUUGGCAUCCAAAAAUUCUGCACAGAUUUGCUUGAAAUAGCUGAUGUUUUGCAAAUCGCUUGCGAAGCAGUACCGAAAGAAGAGUUGGAGAAAAACCCAUAUUUAAAAAACCUCUUUGAAGGAUUACAGAUGACCGAAUCACAGUUGCAGAGUGUUUUUCGAAGACACGGCCUAACUCAAAUCAACCCUCUCGGCGAGAAAUUCAACCCGAACGAGCAUGAGGCUGUCUUCAUGGCUGAAGACAAGAGCAAAGAAGUCGAUUCUAUCGCUGUCGUUAGCAAGCUUGGUUACCGCCUCAGGGACCGAGUCAUUCGGCCCGCACUUGUCGGCGUCGUAAAGCAUUAAUCCUGAAUACCUAUUUGCAACCUAAGGGAGCCUCAAAACUUGGCUGACUCGGGGGGCACAGUCGAGCGUCCCAGGCUUUGCUUUCCUAAAAAUUUCUUCGCAAAAGGCUGUAGGAUUUUAUUAAACUGUUAAAAUAGAAAGUUAUUUUAAAUGAAAGUGGAAAAGCGAAUAUGGCAGAAAAAAUGGAGAACAGAAUGCGAAAAUUUGUGUAACGUGAUGAAACCAAUUAUUCAGUGUUACAUAUAUGGCACACACGACUUUUUAAAAUGUGUGUGUGUGCCUUUAAUGCCAUUAAUGUAAAGUGAUUCUGGUGUAUACCACUGAGACAUAGAUAAAAUAUAGACAAUAUAAAAAAACAAAUUAACUAUCAAAACAUACAGUCAUAAUAGUAUAGGACAAAAUAUAAAAAUUUAAAUAAAAACGAGUGAAUUACAGUAAUAUACACAGUGAAACUGGAAAGUCGUGAUGGUUAAUGAUUAAGUCGCGAUAAAUGUCUGUUAUUUGAAAAAGAAGUUUUUGUCUCCUCUACGUAUUUUUAUCUAAUGAACGAAUCGCGACUAUCUCCCUUAAAUAUAAAUACAUAAAAAGGUAUAUAUAUAAUAUAUGUAAGUACAAUAAAAAUAUCACAGUUUAGCUAUCGAA